Messenger RNA from Penicillium riverlandense, 3030 nucleotides. Its product is annotated as glycoside hydrolase family 35 protein. The record is from RefSeq and is a predicted model, not a curated record. The coding region runs from base 1 to 3030 and encodes 1009 amino acids. Gene Ontology annotation, cellular component: vacuole. Lineage: Eukaryota; Fungi; Ascomycota; Eurotiomycetes; Eurotiales; Aspergillaceae. Gene Ontology annotation, molecular function: beta-galactosidase activity. Gene Ontology annotation, biological process: carbohydrate metabolic process. The transcript has 5 exons.
AUGGAGGAAAAACACUCCGUGGAGCCAACGCCUCCGCUCGACCACACCGGGAUUUGCACAAAUCCAGCGAAGCAGCGCGUCGAUGUAUUCCCGCGACAAUUCCACUCCCCUUCAAGCAAUUGCGCAACAAUGGCCGGGCUAACACGGCUGUGUACGUGGUUCUUCCUCGCUCUGCUGGGAUUCUCGCUAUCUUCCGGCGCCUCAACACAGGAAGAGACAACGCAAUGGCCGCUACACAAUGACGGCCUGAACAAGGUUGUGCAGUGGGACCACUACAGCUUCCAAGUCAAUGACCAGCGCAUCUUCAUCUUCUCCGGCGAGUUCCACUACUGGCGCAUUCCAGUCCCCGGUCUGUGGCGCGAUAUCCUGGAAAAGAUCAAGGCUGCCGGAUUUACGGCGUUUGCCUUCUACGCGAACUGGGCAUACCAUGCGCCCAACAACCACACCCUCGACUUUUCAACAGGGGCGCACGAUAUCAGACCUCUCUUUGAGCUUGCCAAGGAGAUAGGUCUGUAUAUCAUCGUCCGUCCGGGUCCAUACAUCAAUGCUGAAGUCACCGCUGGGGGGUUUCCCUUGUGGUUGACCACGGGAGACUAUGGCUCACUGCGGAAUAAUGAUACGCGGUAUACGAAGGCGUGGACGCCGUACUUCAGUGAAAUGUCGCAGGUCACGAGCAAAUAUCAAGUGACAGAUGGCGAGAAUGCCCUAUGCUAUCAGAUUGAAAAUGAGUAUGGUGAUCAGUGGGUUGGGAAUCCCUCUGAGCGCGACCCGAAUGAAACGGCUAUUUCGUACAUGGAGCUACUUGAGGCGAAUGCGCGCAAGAAUGGGAUUACCGUGCCGCUCACGUCGAAUGAUCCGAAUAUGAAUACUCAUUCCUGGGGGAGUGACUGGUCCAAUGAUGGUGGGAAUGUGGAUGUAUCAGGCGUCGAUUCGUAUCCUUCCUGCUGGACCUGCGAUCUCAGCCAAUGCACCUCGACCAAUGGAGUCUACGUGCCCUUCCAGGUGGUGGAAUACUACGAGUACUUCCAAGAGAACCAGCCCACGAUGCCGGAGUUCAUGCCCGAGUUCCAGGGCGGCUCGUACAAUCCCUGGGGCGGGCCCGAGGGCGGUUGCGCCGAAAACUCAGACGCCGAGUUCGCGAACCUGUUCUACCGGUGGAACAUCGGGCAGCGUGUCACGGCCAUGAGCCUGUACAUGCUGUUCGGCGGCACGAACUGGGGCGCCAUUGCUGCUCCCGUCACGGCAAGCAGCUACGACUACUCAUCUCCCAUCUCGGAGGACCGCUCCAUCGGUUCGAAGUACUACGAGACCAAACUGCUGGCACUAUUUACUCGCGCCGCGAAGGAUCUGACUAUGACCGAGCUGAAGGAUAAUGGCACCCAGUAUACCACCAACAGCGCGGUGAGAGCGUACGAGCUGCGGAAUCCGGAGACGAAUGCUGGAUUCUAUCCUACUUUCCAUGUGAAUACGUCGCUUUCCACAAACGAGGCAUUCCGUCUUCAUGUUGAUACCUCGGCCGGUGCCUUGACUGUCCCAAGACACGGAGGCACGAUCCGAUUGAACGGCCACCAGUCCAAGAUCAUCGUGACGGAUUUCACAUUCGGGUCCAACAAACUGCUGUACUCGACCGCCGAGGUGCUCACCUACGCCGUCUUCGACAAGACCCCGACCCUGGUUCUGUGGGUUCCAACCGGCGAAUCAGGGGAGUUCGCCGUCAAGGGCGCAAAGAAGGGAUCUAUUAAGAAGUGCCAGGGAUGUUCGCAUGUCGAGUUCUAUCACGAAGAUAACGGGUUGACUAUUACCUUCACGCAGUCGUAUGGUAUGAGCGUUGUCGAACUUGACAAUGAUGUGCGAGUAGUCCUACUCGACCGUACACACGCCUAUCGUUUCUGGGCGCCUGCGCUCACUAAUGAUCCAUUGGUCCCUGAGACAGAGAGCGUGCUCAUCCAGGGCCCAUACCUCGUCCGAGGUGCUAAGUUGUCAGGAUCUACGCUGGCCGUAACGGGUGAUGCCAUCAACACCACGGCCCUGGAAGUUUUCGCGCCCCGGCAUGUCAAGACAAUUACGUGGAACGGCAAGAUGCUUCACACACAGCGGACAGAGUAUGGCAGUCUCAAGGGCUUGCCUGCUGCACCGGCCUCGGUCAAAUUGCCCUCCUUUGGAACAUGGAAGACCAAGGAUAGUUUGCCGGAGAGAUUCGCAGAUUAUGAUGAUUCCGGACCGGCAUGGGUCGCCUGGCUAAACGGCCAAUUAAUCGGCUCAUACUUCGGCAGCGCGGCCGCAGAGCAAGCCAACCUAACCCUCUCAUUCGCAAACGCCACACUCCAUCACAAAGAACCCAACGUGCUCCUCGUAGUCCACGAUGACACAGGCCACGACGAAACAAGCGGCGCGCUGAACCCGCGCGGCAUCCUCGGCGCAAAACUGCUCGGCUCCUCGGACCCCACGUUCACACACUGGAAAAUCGCCGGCACAGCAGGCGGCGAAUCCAACAUCGACCCUGUGCGCGGCGUCUACAACGAAGAUGGCCUGCACGGCGAGCGGGUGGGAUGGCAUCUCCCCGGCUUCGACGACAGCAAGUGGCCGUCGUCGUCCACGUCCGCAGAAAGAAAAUCGGAACCAUCAGCCCUCCUCAGCUUCAAAGGCGCAACAGUCCAGUUCUUCCGCACAACUAUCCCCCUCAACCUACCACCGGGACACGACAUCUCCAUCUCCUUUGUCCUGUCCACCCCCACAGGCUCAACGAAAGCGUACCGCGCCCAGCUCUUCGUGAACGGAUACCAGUAUGGCAGGUAUAAUCCGUACAUCGGGAACCAGGUGGUAUACCCUGUUCCGGCGGGUAUUCUGAACUACAGCGGAGAGAAUACGGUGGCGGUUGCGGUGUGGGCGCAGACGGUAGAGGGGGCUAGUAUUGGUGUUGAUUGGCGGGUCAAUUACAUCGCUGAUAGCUCGUUGGAUGUUGUGCAGUUGGCUCGUGAGGAGGAGGCGUUGAGACCUGUUUGGACUAAGGAGAGGGAAGUGUACGCUUAG